Molecule: messenger RNA, 2790 nt
Organism: Microplitis demolitor
Lineage: Eukaryota; Metazoa; Arthropoda; Insecta; Hymenoptera; Braconidae
Exons: 5
Coding region: 1-2790 (929 amino acids)
Biological process (GO): DNA replication
Molecular function (GO): DNA-directed DNA polymerase activity; DNA binding; nucleotide binding
Source: RefSeq, a predicted model, not a curated record
AUGCGGAAAAACGUUGCAGGUGUUAAAGUAAACGUUGAACUAUUUUGCAAUUUCAGGAAAAAUACAUCAGUCGAAGAAGAAGUCAAAUCAUUCAACACCAAAAGUCGGGCGAUUUUACCUGCAACAUCUUUAGCUGAAUGGUAUACAGACUUUGUAUACGAAAAAAUGUUAAACAAGGUGGAAGAAUUUAAUCAAAAAGAUUCAGGGUGGAGUUUGACGGAGAUUACCAAUCUGGUAGUAACAAUGUCAAAAUACACACCUCUGCAAGGAGGGACUUCAACAUUUGUGAGGCUUCCUCGAGAUAUCCAGAUGAAACGAGCUGUUCUCAACAUAGAAAAUUUUGAUGAGUACUGUUUUCUAUGGAGCGUCGUUGCUGCGAUUCAUCUUCCUAACACUGGACAUCCUGAGAGAACAUCGGCGUAUCCGCAUUAUAGUGCUGUCCUAGAAUAUACAGGUAUUAAAUUUCCUAUGACACUUAAGCAAAUCCCACAGUUUGAAAGAUUAAAUGAUUUAACAAUAAAUGUAUAUGAUCUUUCACGAUUAGUUAAAAGUCAGAUAUCAGCUUCGAAAAGCAAAUUAUUUUUUUGUGAUCGAUGCUUAAAUCAUUUUAAACUGGAAAAAUCGUUUGAAGAUCAUAAAAAAGACUGUUUCGCAUUAAAUAAAGUUCACAUGAUGUUUCCGACUGAAGAAAAUAAAAUUUUAAAGUUUAAAAAUUACCAGUAUAAAGAUUUCGUACCAUUUGUUGUCUAUGCAGACCUAGAAUGUACACUUGAACCUCAAAAAAAUGAUAAUUCUGACAAACAUAUACCACAUAGUAUCGCAUUUUAUCGUUUUUGUAGUUAUAAUAACAAUUUAUCUAAAUUUGAACUGAAUCGAUCACAAACCUGCAUCGAGUUGCUUGUAAAAAAAUUAGAAUGUUUAGCAUUAGAAGUCGAAUCAUACUUAAAAAAUCCUGUUGCUAUGAAACCUCUGUCGAGACAACAAAAAGAGAGUCAUGAGCAAGCAACUGUUUGUCAUAUUUGUAAAAGGUCUAUAACUUCUGCUACAGAUAAAUGCUACGAUCACUGUCAUUUUACUGGUAACUAUCGCGGUCCAGCUCACUUAUCUUGUAAUAUAAAUUAUAGAAAAUCUCACACUAUACCAAUAGUAUUUCAUAAUUUAUCUGGUUACGAUUCCCAUUUUAUAAUAAAAUCUUUAUCAACUGUUUUCGAGGGUAAAAUUACAUUAUUACCAAUUAAUAAAGAACUUUAUAUAUCUUUUACAAAGUAUGUUGAAAAUACAUCAGUUUGCUUACGUUUUAUAGAUUCAUUCAGAUUUAUGGCUUCUAGUCUUGACAAAUUAGCAUCUAAUCUGAAGGAUUGUGAUAAACAGAUUACUCAACAACAUAACAGUGAUCCUGAAAAAUUUAAAUUAGUUAUUCAAAAGGGUGUAUUCCCAUACGAGUACGUAACUGAUAUUGACAAACUUAAUGACAAACAGCUGCCUGAUCAGGACUCAUUUUAUUCUAAAUUAUCGAACGAAGGUGUAUCUGAUAAUGAUUAUGCUCUUGCUCAAUUAGUGUGGAAUAAAUUUGAUAUUAAAACAUUAGGGGAAUAUUCAGAUUUAUAUUUAAAAACAGAUGUACUACUUUUAGCUGACAUAUUUCAAAAUUUCAGACAUAAUUGUAUGGCUACCUAUAGCUUAGAUCCUUUACAUUACUAUACAGUGCCGGGACUUGCUUUCGAUGCGAUGUUAAAAUAUACAAAUGUUGAACUCGAGUUAUUUACCGAUUCUGAAAUGAUGCUAUUUAUUGAAAAAGGUAUCAGAGGUGGUGUAUCUCAGUGUACAAAUAGGUAUGCAGUGGCCAAUAAUCGUUACAUGGGAUCCAGCUUUGAUCCUAAUAAAGCUGAAUCCUAUUUAAUGUAUUAUGAUGUGAAUAAUUUGUAUGGUGCUGCUAUGAGUAUGCCGCUACCAAAAGGUUCAUUUGAAUGGGUUUACCCGCCUGACGAUCUAUCUUUUGACGUCGAUAACGUAGAUCAAUUUUUAAGCGACAUCGAUAACGUUGGCUAUGUAUUAGAUGUUGAUCUACAUUAUCCUCAGGAAUUGCAUGAUCUACAUAAAGAUUUACCACUAUGUCCUGAACAUUUUUCACCAUCGGGUAGCAAAGUUUUAAAAUUUGAACAGUCACUCUGGCUCAAGUCAUAUAUAGAUAAAAAUACAGAUUGUGAAAAGGCUGCUAAAAAUGAGUUUGAAAAGGACUUUUAUAAACUUAUGAAUAAUGCUGUCUUUGGUAAGGCUAUAGGAAAUGUCAGAAAAUACAAAGAGAUUCAUAUAGUAACAAGAUGGGCCGGUAGAUAUGGCGCUGCUGACUAUAUUUACAUCUAUAAGAUCAUCAAACGUGAUAUCGCCAAGUUUGACACCUCUGAUUAUCCACCUGAUAAUGUUUACAACAUACCACUUGUUAAUAAGAAAGUAUUAGGUCUGAUGAAGGAUGAAAAUAAUGGCCAAAUUAUGACUGAAUUCACUGGACUGAGAGCAAAGUUGUAUGCUUUUAAAAUUUAUAAUGAAGAUCAGGUAAAAAAGCGAGCCAAAGGUAUUAAACGUCCGACUUUGCGAACUAUCACUUUCGAAGAUUUCAAACGAUGUUUAGAAGAUCAUGUAAAUUUAAUUCAGAAUAAGAUAGCUUUAAGUUGGGAAGAUGACAAGCGUCAGCUUCUGUUAAACAGUACAGAUACCAUACCAUGGGGUUACAAAGUAUCAAGAGAUGAUAUUGUGACUAUUCCAAGACCAAAUAAAAGACGAAAAAUGUAA